AUGACAGCCACAAAAGACUACACAGGCGGACUCGGAUACUGCGCCGCCGGGUUAUCCGGCGAAGACCUAUGGCCCGUAUUCGACGGCGCCUGGCUCGUCGCCGCCAGCGCAAAGUACGGAUUAUCCGGCAUAGACAUGCGCUUCGGCAUGAUACUCGCCAAGCUUGGCAACGUAAUCUGCACCCUCGUCUCCGGCUUCGGAUUAAGCUGA
Messenger RNA from Alternaria hordeiaustralica, 210 nucleotides. RefSeq lists its product as uncharacterized. The transcript has a single exon. Lineage: Eukaryota; Fungi; Ascomycota; Dothideomycetes; Pleosporales; Pleosporaceae. The record is from RefSeq and is a predicted model, not a curated record. The coding region runs from base 1 to 210 and encodes 69 amino acids.